This is a messenger RNA of Gasterosteus aculeatus aculeatus (three-spined stickleback), 3721 nucleotides long. It is a transcript of the gene ddx3xa, whose product is annotated as DEAD-box helicase 3 X-linked a. Gene Ontology annotation, molecular function: nucleic acid binding; ATP binding; RNA helicase activity. The record is from RefSeq and is a predicted model, not a curated record. NCBI's taxonomy places the organism in Eukaryota, Metazoa, Chordata, Actinopteri, Perciformes, Gasterosteidae.
ACUCGGUGUCUCAUUCCAACACGGUCAAGCCUGCCGGCAGAGUUCCUGUUCUACAGCUUCACUUCUAUCAUUUAAUUUGAAAACUUGAAACGGAAUUUACAUUUAUAUAAAACUUCGUUUUAUUUAUUUAAAGUAAACGCAAUCGUCUAGCUCACUUCACAGGUAAACGUUGGCUCAAGGUCGUCAUUUUUGUACAGAAAAGGAAUUUCACGUAACAGCAUAGCCGGUCGUGCUAACAAAGAAAAUCCUUUACCUUCAGAAAUAAUCCCCCAUUACUCUCUUUAGUUAUGAGUCAUGUGGUCGUUGAUAAUCCACACGGUCUAGAUCAGCAGCUUUCUGCCCUAGACUUAAACUCUGCUGACGGACAAGGCGGAGGAACUGGUAGGCGUUACAUUCCACCUCACUUGAGGAACAGAGAUGCACCUAAAAACGAUGCUGGAUGGGACGGUGGACGAAGCAAUGGAUUUGUGAAUGGUUACCACGACAAUCGCACAAAUGGGGGCUUUGGCGGGCGGGGACCCCCACGCAAUGAUAGAGGUGGGCGUGGCGCCUACCGUGGUAACAGGGGUGGAGGUCCGUUUAAUCAACCAUUGCAAAAUGCAGGGUUUGGCGGGGAAGGUGGCGGUGGCGGCGGCGGCGGUAACUGGGCAGGAGCCCCUCGUGAUGCUGCCUACAACAGCUUUGGAGGACGUAACGAUAGGUCAAAGUCUACCUUCUUCAAUGACCGUGGCUCCAGCUCCAGGGGAAGAUAUGAGCGUGGGGGCUUUUCUGGUGGCGGAAACAACCGGUGGGGAGACGAAUCCAGAGAUGAGGAUUGGUCCAAGCCCACUGCGCCCAACGAUCGGCAGGAACAGGAGCUUUUUGCUGCAAGCAACACUGGGAUAAACUUUGAGAAAUAUGAUGAUAUUCCAGUGGAGGCCACUGGAAGCAACUGCCCGCCCCACAUUGACAGCUUCCACGACGUGGACAUGGGGGAGAUCAUCAUGGGCAACAUCAACCUGACUCGCUACACGUGUCCCACCCCGGUUCAGAAGCACGCCAUCCCCAUCAUCAAGUCAAAGAGAGACCUCAUGGCUUGUGCCCAGACUGGAUCCGGAAAGACUGCAGCUUUCUUGCUGCCUGUGCUGAGUCAAAUUUACAGCGACGGGCCCGGAGAGGCUGCGCAGGCCGCCAAGAAUGGACAGGAUAGUGGGAGGUAUGGCCGCCGUAAGCAGUACCCGCUCUCCCUGGUUCUGGCUCCCACCAGAGAGCUGGCCCUUCAGAUCUACGAUGAGGCGCGAAAGUUUGCCUAUCGCUCCCGCCUGCGUCCCUGCGUGGUGUAUGGCGGCGCUGACAUUGGCCAGCAGAUCAGGGAGCUGGAAAGAGGCUGUCACCUGCUGGUGGCCACACCUGGACGCCUGGUUGAUAUGAUGGAGAGGGGCAAGAUCGGUCUGGACUAUUGCAACUACUUGAUCCUGGAUGAGGCUGACCGCAUGUUGGACAUGGGUUUCGAGCCACAGAUCAGACGCAUUGUGGAGCAGGAUACGAUGCCCCCUAAAGGCGUCCGCCAGACCAUGAUGUUCAGUGCCACCUUCCCCAAGGAGAUCCAGAUCCUCGCACGUGACUUCCUGGAGGACUACAUUUUCCUGGCGGUGGGCCGUGUUGGUUCUACUUCAGAAAACAUCACCCAAAAGGUGGUGUGGGUCGAAGAUGGAGACAAGAGGUCCUUCCUCCUUGAUCUGCUCAAUGCCACAGGCAAAGAAUCUCUCACCUUAGUGUUUGUGGAAACCAAGAAAGGAGCAGAUGCACUGGAAGACUUCCUCUACCACGAGGGUUACGCCUGCACCAGCAUCCACGGAGAUCGAUCCCAGAGAGACCGAGAGGAAGCUCUGCAUCAGUUCCGGUCUGGACGCUGCCCCAUCUUGGUGGCCACAGCUGUGGCUGCCAGAGGUCUGGACAUCAGCAAUGUGAAGCAUGUCAUCAACUUUGACUUGCCCAGUGACAUUGAGGAAUACGUUCACCGUAUUGGCCGUACGGGACGUGUGGGAAACCUGGGUCUGGCCACGUCGUUUUUUAACGACAAAAACAGCAACAUAACCAAAGAUCUGCUGGACAUUUUGGUGGAGGCAAAGCAGGAGGUUCCCUCCUGGCUUGAGAGCCUGGCCUACGAGCACCAGCACAAGAGCACCACCCGCGGGCGCUCCGGGAAGAGGUUCUCUGGUGGUUUCGGAGCGAGAGAUUACCGUCAGACGCCGGGCGGCGGCCCUGGGAACUUCACCAGCAGCCGCGGCAGUGGGCGCAGCGCUGGAGGUCAUGGAGGAAGCCGGGGCUUUGGUGGUGGCGGCGGCGGUGGAGGAGGUGGCUUUGGCGGCAACUUCUACAGCAACGACGGCUACGGAGGAAAUUACAGCCACUCUGGUAGUGUGGAUUGGUGGGGCAACUAGUCGCCAUAGGAUCCGGUUGCCAUGCCAACCCAAGGGAAACCACAUGUUAACUUAAGCCAGACCAUAACAACCCUCCCUGUGUAGCUUCAAUGACACACAGUACAUUACCAACCCUGGUUCUCUGCCAUUCGCUUCUCUCAAAAAGGAAGUGCAGCACCACGCAAAGGAAAAGUCACCAGCACGUGCAACGCACCGGAGAACGCAGAGAUUCGCACACCUCAGAGUGAGCAUGGAUGCUGACAUGCAUUGUCCGAUAGCAACUUCGGGCUUUCAUUAAAAGUAUUUUCUGUUCUUUUUGUGGAAAAAACAAAGGAUACAAUCGAAAUAACCUGAGGAUCAUUUGUAUGUUAAUGUACUGUGCCUUUGGAAUUUAGACAGGAAAUCUAUGUUUUCAUUUCACCAGAUGAACAUGGCCACGAGCUCUAAAUUUGAUUUUAUUUGUUUGGUGAAAAAUAUUAGAAAGGUAAAAUAAGCUUGGACUUACUCAAACCUUGGCAAACACUGGGGUAUUGUGGCGCUGAGUCAUGAUUCCAUUUGAACUUCAAAUUUAUCGCAGGAACAUCAUGUAGCCUUUUCUAUAGACAAACAGCUAAUGGAGCGAUUACUAUGUCUAACACCAACUGGGCCACUCCGUGAGGCAACCGUAUUUUAAUCCUGAAGGACGAAGUUACACUUGUUUUUCUUUCGCUCACUCUAUCCUGGACGGGCUCCUUUUUAUGGAUAUGAUAGUCUUUGAAAUAGCCAUUCCUAUUGUAAUCUUAAGAAACACAUAAGUCAUUAAGCUCAGUGCCAACGAUCGCUGAGGUUUAAACCAGAAUAAUCACUGCUACAACUUGUUACUCCACUUUUAAAUUGACUUGACAGUGUUACGGCAGCUGGUACGUUAGCAUGUGCUGGCGCCGUUAAGUGGGCGGCGUUUUUUGUUUCUUUUUACGAGAGAGAUUUUUGGUGCCGGUGUGCGGAAUUGAAAAGCUGAGUCAGUUUUUUUGAUUUUUUUUCUUUUUUUUUUCCGGAUUGUUUCUCUACAAAUAUGUAUCAAAACAAAAAAUGCCUGCCAUCUUUAGAGUGAAGUUGUAGAUGGCUGCAUAAAGGACCACAGCAAUCGGGAGGGCGCUGCGUGGUGUUAGUGUUUUACCCAAUCGACCGGCAACCACAAGGCCCACAUGGUAUUCCACGCUUGCAGGUGUUUUGUUUUUUGGUCAAGGAGGAAAGGACACGCGAACUGAGUCGCAGGCUUAACUUAAUUACAGGCGUUUUCUCUUUUUCAAGCUGCGUUGGAGGCAUUGUUCAUCUUAAAA